AGGAUGCGAAGGCCGAGCGCAGUGUGGCUGCUGGGGGGCACCAUCCUGCUGGCGGCCUCUGCCUCCUGCAAUCACACGAUCCUAGGGUCUAAUUCACUGUCAUCUUUACCCAGAAGAGACCUCUAUAAAUUACAGCUGUUCGGGCCUCCACUUGCAAAGGUAACAAGGACGAUAAGUGGACCAUCAAUAAUUUCCCCAGUGCAGAGGAGGCGAACGUGCACGCAGCAAAAAGAUGCUGAAAUUUUAAAAUUUGAUUGCUUCCCCAGCCAUUUUUUACUCGGAAGAAUUAAAUCUCCUGGGAAACAGCCAGCCCCCUGGGGCAAUGACAGAAGAUUCCGCCUGGGGACAUCCGGACCUCUGUUCCAGGGAGAGCAGACGACCACCCUCCCCUGGGAGCCGCUAGCUGCCCAGAACAGGAAUGCUGCAGCUCCGCUCACCUAAUCCUCCCUGAGUCUCAGAGCCCCCACGGCACCUAGUUUAUCCACCCAACCUGACCUCAUAAAAGGUCUGGCCUGGAAAGAAAAGACAAGAUGGUUUGUUAGGUACCAACCCUCCCUGGCUGAAGAAAGAAGGCACAAUUAACAGGAGCUACCAGAAACAGACGAAAGGAGAGGAGACAGGUGUAGACCUUUAUGUGAAGAGGCGAAUGGUAAUAAAACUACCUUGGGUAUCAACAUCCUAAGAUCCCCUGCUGGCCUGCUCUUCUUAGAACACGACACAAUGGUUUCCUUCACCACAGAUCAUGGACCAGUACAACAGGAUCACCUUGAAUGCUUAAAAAUGGUUCCUGGCCUCCACCCCAGUCCUACUAUGAUCCCAUCCAAGAUACACACAACGUUUAGUUGUCAUUUCUCCUUUGGCUCUUCCUCGCUGGGACAGUUUCCCAGACUCUCCUUGUGAUGACCUUGACAGUUUUGAGGAGCACUGCUCAGAAAGUUAUAAUAGACCUGAAAUCAUUUUUGGUGAAUAAUGCUAGACCACUCUGAAGAUUUGGGAUGAGUGCUGGACCUUCGUCAUCACCACACACUGUGUCACUGAGACAGGGUAACCUAUGGUUACUGAGCUCCCAUCAGUUAAGGAGCAGAGAGCCUUCCCUCCUCACCGCUCUCUAUAAAAGAGACCCGGCAAGGGACCCUACCAGCCUCCAGCUCUCAGCCUGGACAAGGUGUGGAAGCAAAGCUGCAGAGACAAGGCCAGCAUGUCUCCUUCCUUCAAACUUCAAUGUCACUUCAUGCUGAUAUUCCUAGUGGCUCUGAGAGGGGAGAGCCGAUACCUAGAGCUGCGGGAAACCGGCGACCACGACCCUUUCCUGCUCUUCAGCGCCGACCUGAAGCGGGAGCUGGCAGGGGAACAGCUCUACCGCCGAGCUCUGCGGUGCCUGGACAUGCUGAGUCUCCAGGGCCAGUUCACCUUCACUGCUGACCAACCUCAGCUGCACUGCGCCGCCUUCUUCAUCAGCGAGCCCGAGGAGUUCAUCACCAUCCACUACGACCUGGUCUCCAUCGACUGUCAGGGAGGGGACUUCCUGAAGGUCUUCGAUGGCUGGAUUCUCAAGGGAGAGAAGUUCCCCAGCUCCCAGGAUCAUCCUCUCCCCACGACUGAGCGGUACGUAGAUUUCUGUGAGAGCGGUCUUAGCAGAAGGAGCAUCAGAUCCUCCCAGAACGUGGCCAUGAUCUUCUUCCGGGUCCAAGAACCAGGAAAUGGGUUCACACUGACCAUCAGGACAGACCCCAACCUCUUUCCCUGCAAUGUCAUUUCCCAGACCCCAAAUGGAAGGUUCACCCUGGUAGUUCCACAUCAGCAUCGAAACUGCAGCUUCUCCAUAAUUUAUCCUGUGGUGAUCAAAAUAUCUGAUGUCACCUUGGGACACUUAAAUGGCCUGCAGCUAAAGAAACCCUCCACAGGUUGUGAGGGGAAAGGAGACUUUGUGGAGCUGCUGGGAGGCGCUGGGUUGGACCCUUCCAAGAUGAUGCCUUUGGCUGAUCUCUGCUAUCCCUUUCAUGGCCCUGCCCAAAUGAAAAUUGGCUGCGACAAUGUGGUGGUGCGCAUGAUCUCCAGCGGAAAACACAUAAAUCGGGUGACUUUUGAGUACCGCCAGCUGGAACCGUAUGAAUUGGAAAACCCAAAUGGAAACAGUAUCCGGGAAUUCUGUUUGUCUGGUCUUUGAAUAACCAGUCUGCUGAUUUACGUGCUGCUAGCUAAGUGAGUUUUUAAUGGCUAUUGUAUAUGAUUUUGAUGACCACCUCGUUAAAAGACGUUCACACCAGUCAGUAUUCACAGCCAUGAGUGGGUGCCUGUGCGUGCAGCCACACACACACACACACACACACACACAUACAUACAUACAUACAUGUCUUUGUACCUUGCUUCUUUUUCAUUUGUUAUGUAUAAAUGACCACGGCAGAAAAUGAACCCUGCCCCCACCUUGUAGGAAAACAGUUUUCUGUAAUUCUUUGGUGUACUACAAGCCUGAACUGGUAAGAUAAGUGCAAAGCUAUGUUCAGUUAAAAAAAUGUGUCUUAAGGAAAAAUACUACAAAGAAAUAAAAAUGGUGGUAUUCAUAUCAGUUUUAUAACAGAAAACAUUUGACUGUGUAUAUCAAAGUAGUUGCUUCCGUUAUCUAUUUUCUGCUUCUUCUGUUUACAAUAGAAAAUAGUUGUAGCUGUGACUUACUGUUUUGCAACCACUUGUUUUUAACAAAACUUUGUAGCAUGGAAAAGUUUUUCCAUUCAUAAAUACAAAAUGAAUAAAUAUAUUCAGA
Molecule: messenger RNA, 2761 nt
Organism: Artibeus jamaicensis (Jamaican fruit-eating bat)
Lineage: Eukaryota; Metazoa; Chordata; Mammalia; Chiroptera; Phyllostomidae
Gene: CRHBP
Product: corticotropin releasing hormone binding protein
Exons: 13
Coding region: 1199-2167 (322 amino acids)
Biological process (GO): hormone-mediated signaling pathway; negative regulation of corticotropin-releasing hormone receptor activity; negative regulation of corticotropin secretion
Molecular function (GO): corticotropin-releasing hormone binding
Source: RefSeq, a predicted model, not a curated record